Sus scrofa (pig) is the source of this 3298-nucleotide messenger RNA. RefSeq names its product lipase E, hormone sensitive type (gene LIPE). NCBI's taxonomy places the organism in Eukaryota, Metazoa, Chordata, Mammalia, Artiodactyla, Suidae. The record is from RefSeq and is a predicted model, not a curated record. Gene Ontology annotation, biological process: triglyceride catabolic process; cholesterol metabolic process. Gene Ontology annotation, cellular component: cytosol. Gene Ontology annotation, molecular function: triacylglycerol lipase activity; sterol ester esterase activity.
UGAAGUAGAAGGUAGCAUCUGUCACCCAGGGGAACAGGAACAGCUUGUCUGGGAUCCAGGUGACAGGGCAGAGAUCCCGAAGAGCUCACUGGGGACCCUGGAGCGUGGGGGGCUGGGGGGUUUCAGGCCUGGUCCAGGGCAAGUUUUUGAGGCCCAGCCUUCAGAGCCCUGGGACAGGAGAGCUCCUGCUCUCCCAGUUUGAACGCGGCCUUCAACUCCAUCCUUAACACCCCUGAGCCUCAGUUCCCUCUCUUGGGAGAUGGGGAUGCUCCUAACAAUGGUCGAAACCUGAACUGAGAUGGUCUGGGUCUCGGAAGGUCAGUGAGGACCAAACAGCAAACACACAGAAUACACUAAGCACAGGGUCUGGAGGGAAUGAGUUCCGGGCUAACAGCAGGAGGAAUACUGUUCCAGGCAGGGAGCAGAGCUGGCCCAUGCAAGCUAAGCCAGGUGGACAGGCCUGAAGGCCAGGGGCUCAGCUGGGGGAAGGAGUGGGACCAAGAUUUGGGGACCCCAAAGGAACAGGGAGGGGUUUGGAAAGGAUUCCACAGCCAGACUGGACAUAUCAGUCAUAGCCUCACGGCUCACGCACAGCAUGGACCUGCGCACAAUGACACAGUCACUGGUGACCCUGGCGGAGGACAACAUGGCCUUCUUCUCUGGCCAGGGCCCUGGGGAGACAGCACGGCGGCUGUCAGGUGUCUUUGCGGGUAUUCGGGAACAGGCACUGGGGCUGGAGCCGGCCCUGGGCCGCCUGCUGAGUGUGGCACACCUCUUCGACCUGGAUGCAGAGACGCCAGCCAACGGGUACCGCAGCCUGGUACACACAGCCCGCUGCUGCCUGGCACACCUGCUGCACAAAUCACGCUACGUGGCCUCCAACCGCCGCAGCAUCUUCUUCCGCACAAGCCACAACCUGGCCGAACUCGAGGCCUACCUAGCUGCUCUCACCCAGCUCCGCGCUCUGGCCUACUAUGCCCAGCGCCUGCUGGCCAUCAACCGGCCCGGGAAGCUCUUCUUCGAGGGUGACGAAGGCGUCACUGCUGACUUCCUGCGCGAGUAUGUCACUCUACACAAGGGCUGCUUCUACGGCCGCUGCCUGGGCUUCCAGUUCACGCCCGCCAUCCGGCCUUUCCUGCAGACCAUCUCCAUCGGGCUGGUGUCCUUCGGGGAGCAUUACAAACGCAAUGAAACAGGCCUCAGUGUGACAGCCAGCUCCCUCUUCACCAGUGGCCGCUUCGCCAUCGACCCCGAGCUGCGUGGGGCCGAGUUUGAGCGGAUCAUACAGAACCUGGAUGUGCACUUCUGGAAAGCUUUCUGGAAUAUCACCGAGAUUGAGGUGCUAUCGUCUCUAGCAAACAUGGCAUCGGCCACCGUGAGGGUAAGCCGCCUGCUCAGCCUACCGCCCAAGGCCUUUGAAAUGCCACUGACUGCUGACCCCAAGCUCACGGUCACCAUUUCACCCCCGCUGGCCCACACAGGCCCCGGGCCCGUCCUCGUCAGGCUCAUCUCCUAUGACCUGCGUGAAGGACAGGACAGUGAGGAGCUCAGCAGCCUGGUGAGGUCUGAGGGCCCCAGGGGCCUAGAGCUGCGGCCCCGCCCCCAGCAGGCACCCCGCUCCAGGUCCCUGGUCGUGCACAUCCAUGGUGGCGGCUUCGUGGCCCAGACGUCCAAAUCCCACGAGCCUUACCUCAAGAGCUGGGCCCAGGAGCUGGGGGUCCCCAUCCUCUCCAUCGACUACUCCCUAGCGCCCGAGGCCCCCUUCCCCCGUGCGCUGGAGGAGUGCUUCUACGCCUACUGCUGGGCUGUCAAGCACUGCGGUCUCCUCGGUUCCACAGGUGAGCGGAUAUGCCUCGCAGGAGACAGCGCAGGCGGGAACCUCUGCUUCACUGUGUCCCUUCGGGCAGCAGCCUAUGGAGUGCGGGUGCCAGAUGGCAUCAUGGCAGCCUACCCGGCCACAAUGCUGCAGUCUGCCGCCUCCCCCUCCCGCCUUCUCAGCCUCAUGGACCCCCUGCUGCCCCUCAGCGUGCUCUCCAAGUGUGUCAGUGCCUAUGCUGGCGGGGAGAUGGAGGAUCACUCUGACUCAGACCAGAAGGCGCUGGGCAUGAUGGGACUGGUGCGGCGGGACACAGCCCUGCUCUUCCGAGACCUCCGCCUGGGCGCCUCCUCGUGGCUCAACUCCUUCCUGGAGCUGAGUGGGCACAAGUCCCGACCCAACUUGGUGCCCACAGAAGAGCCAAUGCGGCGCAGUGUGUCUGAAGCAGCACUGGCCCAGCCUGAGGGCCCACUGGGAACGGACUCCCUCAAGUACCUGACACUGCAUGACCUGAGCCUAAGCUCCGAGACACAGGACACCCCGGAGCUGUCACUGUCAGCUGAGACGCUUGGCCCCACCACACCCUCGGCUGUCAACUUCUUAUUUCGACCUGAGGAUGCACCUGAAGAGGCUGAGGCCCGAGACGAGAUUAGCACCAAGGAGGAGAAAGUCUACAGUGUGAGGGCCGCCUUCCCUGAGGGUUUCCACCCAAGGCGCUCCAGCCAAGGUGCAAUACAGAUGCCCCUCUACUCAGCUCCCAUCGUCAAGAAUCCCUUCAUGUCACCACUGCUGGCACCUGACAGCAUGCUGCAGACCCUCCCACCUGUGCACAUUGUGGCCUGCGCGCUGGACCCCAUGCUGGACGACUCGGUCAUGUUCGCUAGGCGGCUACGCAGCCUGGGCCAGCCCGUGACGCUGCACGUGGUGGAGGACCUGCCGCACGGCUUCCUGAGCCUGGCGGCGCUGUGCCGGGAGACCCGGCAGGCCGCGGCGCUGUGCGUGGACCGCAUUCGCUUUAUCCUCAAUCCGCCGGGCCCUGCCACACCGGCUGGGCCCACCACGCCGCCAGUCUGAGCAGUGGGACAAGGCCCACCAGGCGGGGAGAGGGGGGCUGGGGGAAAGCAACACUAAAGGCCUCUUGUACCCACCUGCCCAAGGUUCCGUGGUGAAUGCGCCUUGGGAAGGGCGGAGGGGACCACAGCCAGCGGCCCCUGUCCCAUCCGGCCCCUCCCUCGGAGCGGGCAGGAAGGGACAGGCUAUGCUUUAGGUCAAGGGUACAGCAAAAGGGGCGGGGUAGGGACCCCUGAAAGCUAAGACCCUGGCCUGGGGUGGGGGGGCACACACAAACCAGUCCCCAAGACAGUUAGACCUGCACUCCACCACUGACUUCUACUGCUGCUGCAACCGCCUCAGGGGCAGGGCUUGGCCCUACCUUGCAGGUCGGUUUGGUUUUGUUUGUUGUAAAUAAAGAUAUUUAAUUAG